Molecule: messenger RNA, 2003 nt
Organism: Betta splendens (Siamese fighting fish)
Lineage: Eukaryota; Metazoa; Chordata; Actinopteri; Anabantiformes; Osphronemidae
Gene: c1h19orf67
Product: chromosome 1 C19orf67 homolog
Exons: 7
Coding region: 231-1343 (370 amino acids)
Source: RefSeq, a predicted model, not a curated record
UAGCUCAACUACUAGCUAUGGCGCUAACAUUAGCUAAAGUCUGCUCAUCUGUUAUUAAACCUACAGCUUUAACCUACAGGUUGCAACAUAAGUGCAUAGUUAUAUCGUGUUUAAAUGCGAUGACUGGUCUAAAAACUAACUACUAUGCAGUUGUUUUCUGACAUUGUUUUAGCGAACAGCGCUGACGUUGACUAAAAAGACUAGCUUCGUUAGCUAACGAGUGACCGCACAUGACAGGCGUCCCAAGAAACAGCGACUUGUCAGCUAAGAGCAUGCCAGACGGUGAAGUUCAGGUUGCGUCCCAGGUCGAAAACCCACAGUUAGGACAACAUGCACACGGGGACCGGAGUGGUGGUGGUGGUGGAGGGCCGGAGACAGACGGCAAUGAGAGCCUUCCAGACUCUGGACCAACAGAGGUGGAUGACAAGCAGUGGUUGCUGUUGGCCGACGUUGCUCUGACGCCCCAACGUGGCGAUCCCGCACUCUGCAGCUGUCUGGACGUCGAAGACAUGAACGACAGCGUCCACUCCAUGAAUUUCAAGCUCCAAUACUUAAUUAAGCAAGCGAAUGACCUGCAAUUUGGCCUUCUGGCUGGACAAAGUGAUCAAGAGAGAAGAACCGUUGCUGCUAAAGCACAAACGCUGUUGCAGAGCUGUCAGCCCUUCUUUAGCGACCUGGAGGCGGGAGCUAGGAGCACGAGGCCCCUCGUCGUCCCCGUUACAAGGCGUCAAUUAGAAAACGAAAAAGCACAUUUGAGAAAGUGCAUGAAGCUGUGUGAGUUUUCUCAGCAGCUGUGUGACAGGUUGGAGCAGCUGGUGUUGACCUUUUGCAGUUACGAUCUCCUCUGUGUGGACGAUACCGACCCUAAUAGCGUGUCUCCCUUCUGCCUCGGCCAGGCUCAGCUGGGCCACCUGAGGCUGACCACGUUCCGCUACUGGAAGCCGAUGCCUUACCUGGCACAGAUCAACACUGGCCUGUACAAACGCAUGCGUUGGAAUGUGGAGCGGGUCCAGGCCGAGCAGCAAAUAAGCGAGGAGCAGGGUGGACAGAGCACAGAGAAGCAAGCAGAGAAUGAGUAUUACUUCCUGUGCUACGAGGACAUUCCCAGCACACAUGCACUGACUGAUGAGGGUGGCAGCAGCAGCAGCAGCAGCACACACAGUAACAAAGAGAGAAUGUGGUCUAUUGGUCUUUGGGUGCAGGUGGACCCCAACCCCACCACAGAUGACAUCUAUGAAUGGUCUGAUAGCUUAUCAACAGGUUUUCUCAGGUUCUUUGGCUGCUGUAUUUUAGGAUCUUGUGUGAGGUUCCCCAGGCCACCUACCACAAGCUGUUGCUUCUAGGCAGUGCUGAACCAACUAGCUGCAAUGCCACAGACUGCCUGCAGCAGCUGCUGUUGUCACAGCAGACCACACACUGAUGGGCCCUUGCAUGAGCAGCAGGAUUCAUUGUUGCAUGUUUACUGCAUGUUUUAUAGGAUUUACAGUAUGUGGAGCCUGGACCAGUUCAGAAGUUGUACUGCCUCAUGUUAGGUUUUUUUAAAUACUUUUAAAUGUUCUAUUGUUGAUUCAGAUUUUAAGAAUUUGAAAGAAAAGGUCAGUUUACACAUUCCGUUGCAAAGAAGCUCAAGCAUUUUAUUUAAAAAAAAACUUUUAUUAAUUUACCAAUGUAUUGAAAUAAUAACAGAUUUGUCUUUUAGAAAUUCAAAGACAGUUAGGAAAUCUUUACAAUAAGCUGCCAUAAUGUGGGCCUCACAAGUGAAAAACCCAGUUUACUUUAUUUCAAAGAAUUCAAGUCAUUUGAAUUAGUACAUGUAUACUUCACUUCCUUUUAAUAAAUUAAUGUCCAACAAGAGAUUUGAAAUUGAGCCAAGUAUGAAAUUAAGGUGUUCAGCUUUGUUCUGUUUGACCUGGCAAUGAGUGUUCAGCUCAUGAGUUCUGUUUUGUGGGCAUAAAAAAGGCUUUUACUCAAAGUGAAGAAUAAAAUCAAACAUUUACAACCAG